Messenger RNA from Suncus etruscus (white-toothed pygmy shrew), 357 nucleotides. RefSeq names its product NADH:ubiquinone oxidoreductase subunit A3 (gene NDUFA3). The transcript has 4 exons. The coding region runs from base 53 to 307 and encodes 84 amino acids. Gene Ontology annotation, cellular component: mitochondrial inner membrane. Lineage: Eukaryota; Metazoa; Chordata; Mammalia; Eulipotyphla; Soricidae. The record is from RefSeq and is a predicted model, not a curated record.
CUACAAUUCCUAGAGUGCUCCGCGCCCGGCUGUCGCCGCUACCAGGACCAAGAUGGCUGGGAGAGUCGCCGCCUUCCUCAAGACCGCCUGGGCCCAAGAGCCGGUGCUCGUCGCCUCCUUCGCCAUCGGCGGCCUCGCCAUCAUCAUGCCCGCCCUCAGCCCCUACACCAAAUAUGCUGCCAUGGUCAACGAGGUCACGCCCUACAACUACCCAGUGCCCCUGCGAGAUGAUGGAAACAUGCCCGAUGUGCCCAGUCACCCCCAGGACCCCCAAGGCCGAAGCCUGGAGUGGCUGAAGAAUCUGUGAGGCCUCACGUCGAGGUCGUGCCGGGACCCCAAUAAAAAUGUGCAACAGGC